Messenger RNA from Gigantopelta aegis, 1194 nucleotides. Its product is annotated as vitelline envelope sperm lysin receptor-like. The transcript is spliced from 10 exons. The record is from RefSeq and is a predicted model, not a curated record. Bases 63 to 1175 code for a protein of 370 amino acids. NCBI's taxonomy places the organism in Eukaryota, Metazoa, Mollusca, Gastropoda, Neomphalida, Peltospiridae.
AACAGUCUCUCAAGCUCAGUGGGAUUCGGUGUUUUGCCGUCAAGGAUAUAUUGUGCAGAGACAUGGAGUCGAGCAUUAGCUGGUUGUUACUGGUGUUGGUAGCGACAGGUUGGCUCACUGCAGAUGCUCUGAUCCCUCCAGGAUAUAUCCUACAAGUCAAGCCGUACUGUGGCCUUAGUGCGACAGCUUCAAAUGGCUCCAUCCACAUUGUGACCGACCUAGAAAUAGAGGCCAGAGCUGAGUGUGCUAAUGGUGACGUCGACUUCAACAACGCCGACAGCGUCAACUUCCACCUAGCCAUCAGAUACCCAGAGGCAAACAGCAAGUUAAACAACACGAGAGCCAACACGGGCUAUUGUAUGCUCUAUGAACGUGCAGACAGUUUGUUCACGGUAAAAGUGUUGGUGUCGUGGGGCGAGACUGGCAGUGUGAUUCACACGAACGAGGAGCAGUACCAGGUGACCUGCACAUUCUCCCACAAAGGAAUUGACGAAACCGCCAACAAAACUAUCGUAGAAGGCUUGAUUGCUGCAAAGACUAUUCAGUCUUAUCACGGGAACACGAACUUGACCAUGACCCUGGCCGUAACCGACGUUAUCGGUGACACCAUCACUAGCCACAUCCACAUAGGUCGCAAAAUCAGGCUAAAAGGAAGCAUAGAUUCUCUGGUAAAUGGAUUGCAUGCUGUGGGCUGUGACGCAAUAGGGAAGAAUAACAAUAGAAGAUAUGCAAUUAUCCGAGCUGGUUGUGGUGAUGGUAUAGUGUUCCAAAAGGAUGCUGGUUUUAAAACUAAAGACAACGUCACCUGGAGUCCAUACUUUGAAGCGUUCACUCUUCCCGGAAACACUGCAAUAAGCUUUGAGUGCAACUUUACUGUGUGUACACUACCGUGCACUGCCAAUACCUGCACAAGCCGAGUUAAGAGGCAAACGAAUGAAGAUGAAGACGAGUUGUACAUCAUGAUGCAGUCUGAUCCCAUAGCGAUCAGCCCGGAACAAGGGCCAUCUGGCACUGUGGUUCACGCGUCGAGCGAGCGGGGUCAGCAGACAUCAAACGACGUGAGGUUCUGGGUGGCAGUCGGCUUCAUCACCGUACUGGCCACUACUUCACUCGUCCUGUCUGUGUGCGCGCUCCUCAACACCAGUAAGCGGAGUGACGUGCAAUACAAAGUGUAAAUAAACUAUUUCCUGCACA